AUGCACCUGCGAUGGAGCCGUCAGGUGGUAACUGUGCCUCUCUCCUCUCUCGCUACCAGCAUACCUAUCCCCAGGCAGCUGGCCUCCGUCAAAGCUCUUCGGAAAGGCUCAGACCUUGAAAAAGCUUUUGCAACCGCCGCUUUGGUGUAUAACAACUCCGCCGGCCCCGAGGGCAAACUGGGCAAAGGGGAAGCCAAAAGCCUGCUGCAAGCCCAGUUUCUGAGGUUCAUAGAGGGCCAAGAAAGCAAACCAAAAUACCAGGAAAUAAUUUCUGCCCUGGAUGAGGAGUCGGAGAACAAAAUUGAUUUUGAAGACUUCAUGAUUUUGUUAGUCAGUCUCGCUCUAAUGUCUGACCUGCUGCGGGAGAUCAGAAAUGUGAAAACCACAAAGUGA
This is a messenger RNA of Rhea pennata, 393 nucleotides long. RefSeq names its product sentan, cilia apical structure protein (gene SNTN). The coding region runs from base 1 to 393 and encodes 130 amino acids. NCBI's taxonomy places the organism in Eukaryota, Metazoa, Chordata, Aves, Rheiformes, Rheidae. Gene Ontology annotation, molecular function: calcium-dependent protein binding; calcium ion binding; transition metal ion binding. The record is from RefSeq and is a predicted model, not a curated record. The transcript has 3 exons.